AUUCGUGAGUGAGUUCUGAUAUAGCUAUUAUUUUAAAUACUGAAUAUAAUCAUUUUAAGAAACAUUGUUGAAAAAGAAAAUUAUUUGUUUCUUAGACAUAACAUUAAAUAUUUUUUUCCUUUUCUUACGUACAAUGGAAAGGUCGAAACCAGAGUUUUACAAAUGCCGAUGGCUCGAGGCGAUUUGGGAACCCGGGACUCGCAUUUAUUCACUUCCUGGAGGAAUCGAUAUGAUUGAUAUCUCGGGAGAGGGCGAUGCAAGACUUAUUACUGCUGAUUUAGGAAAUCUUCUUCAGGAUACUCCCAGGAUUCGAGUGUUUAAAGAAGAAACUCAAGUAAUUGAACACAGUAUGGUUGAUGCUCCAUGUGGAGUUGUAGGUUUUCAUUCUGAAAAUGGAAAUCCUCGUUCUGCCGCAAUAGCUGUAGGUGCAGGUGCCAGUGUUUUCAUUUUUAAAAAUAUGAGACCGCAUUUUAAAUUUUGCUUACCGUAUUUAGAUGCUUAUCCAAAGGAAAGAGAGAUCUGGCAUAAAGCGGGAUUGGAGGAUGAGAUCAAUGUAUUAAAUUUAGCGGAUGAUUUAGAAUUGCUUCUAAAAGAAAUUGGAUCUGGAUGCUUGUCUCCUCGUACUUUGAAAUUUCUCGCAAUGGAUAAAAAUUUAAGAGCUAGUUUUGCUGAACAGUACCGAGUCAUUCCGCUGGUGAGAAUGAAUGCAGUUACCACAAUUAAUCUUUCUCGGAAAGAUUCUUGGGCUGACUAUCAUUCAAGUUUUAUCCUCAUUGGAACAGAAUCUGGGGAACUUUACAUGUUAGAUCCCAGGUCAUUUUUUAUGUCCGAGAAAAUUGCAAUUGGCUGGCCACCAGUUUCCACAACUUGCACUGGAUUAUGGAAUGGGGACGGUCAAAUAAUGGUAAUUGGACGAGAAGGACAGUUGGGUUCGGUAAAAAAAGGUAGUCCUUUUAAAAUGUGGGAUAAUAUGCCGGCUCCAGUUGUAUCUAUUGCUUCUCUUACUUGCGAAGGGGCAGCUGUCGUUCUAAUGGACGGAACCUAUUGUGGAUUUUCAAAAACUGGAAUAAGGAUGUGGCAAACAAAUUUGCCAGGAGUGUCGCUAGAUCUAGUCAGCUUGCCAGUUCAGCAAAGUGUGGUUUCCUUAUUGGCUGUGAGUGUUGCAAAAGUUGGAAUAAAAAUUUAUGACGAGAAGCAUCACGUGGAUACGAUUAAAAUGAUAGAUUCUGUAUCCGCAAUUAAGUACGGAAGAUUAGGACAGGAAGAGCGAGCAAUGUCAAUGGUGACUACUGGAGGAGGACUUUGCGUGAAAAUUUUAAAACGAACAGCAGAUUUUUCUGUUCGUUCAUUAACAUCUGUAAAUGCUAAUAGCGACAGCAAUUUUGCCGUUCCAAAGAAAACAAGACUUUUUGUGGAACAAACGUUACGAGAAAGAGCAGAGGCAUCAAAAAUACACAAAAUAUUCCAACAAGGCUUAAUACGAUUGAGAUUGACGGUUGCAAAAAAGACUUUUGAAGCUUUAUCCAAUCAUCAAGAAUCAAUGUAUAAUUCUAUCUCGAUAGAAUCUAGUGUUUUCGGAUUGGGACCAAGAUAUAGAAUCCGAUCGAUUGUUACUAAUGUCACUGAGGAUGCGUCCGAACCUGAAUUGUUCUUUGUAUAUAAGACAAACAACAUUGACUGUAGACCUCGCAUUUCGAGAGUUCCUAUUUUAGCUCCUGGUGUUCCCAUUACUUUUAGUUCAAAUGCGACUUUAAUUAAUCAUCAACUUCCCGGAAAAGUAAAACUUCUUUUAUGCAAAAAAAAUGUUCUUAAACCUUUACAGACUAUUAAUAUUGCGCUUCCAACGUCUGAAGACGAUAUUGAAGUUUAGAAUAAUUUAUUAUUAAGGGGGAGUGACACCUUUGAAGUGCCUUUUAAACCUGUUUUUCAUGAAUUUUUUUAAGACACAGGAAUAAAGUAAACAAAAUUUGGUUUCGAGGACUUUAUUUAUUAACUUUUUAAGUUUACAAAAAUAUAUUUAUACUUAAAAAAAGUUUCAAUUUGUUGCCUACAGAGGGCGCCGAAGAUGGUCUCGUUUCUAUGCAGGGUAAAUCGGUGGGCAAUAUUCUGGUUAGACCGUUUAAUCAAAAACCAAAAUUUAAAGUUUUUCUGAAUCUGCGAUAGAUUUAGCUUUCGAGUACGUAGGAUAUUUUAAAAAUAUUAAUUUUAGUGUAUUUAGCAGCUGUUUGAUGAAAAAAGUCGAUUUUUAGAGCGAAAUUUUUUCAAAAUAUUUAUUGCAAAAAAAAAAACAAACCAAAAAAAAACCGCUACGUACUCGAAAGCAUUAGUAAAUGACGAACAAAAAAAACUUUGGCCGAAGUCAAUCCGAUCAAAACUGUUCUGGCUAGACUGCCCACCGUUUUGAAAAAUGUCAUUUCGAGAAAAACGCAUUUAAACUUAUGUAAUGUGAAAACAUGAAAAAUGAAACCACUGUUAAUCUACGAUGUCUGCACCAUAUAAGUGACUUUCUACAUUAAUAUUUCCUUCAUUUACAUCCUUUAGAGCAAUUUGAAGCUGUCUUCAGUAUUCUUGAGCUGCUACGAUAAAAGAAAAAAAAAUAGCCAAUGGCGCUAAAAAGAACUCGAAGCGCUCUUGGACACCUUUUACAGAUUUCGAUUUUUUUCACAUAAAAUAACUUCGAAAUUACUUCUUAUGAUAUAAUUUCUAUUCUACACCUCAUAAAGUAUCGUUUAAGCAAAAAAAAAUAAAUAAAAUCAAAUUUUUUUCGGAUCAAAGGUGUCACUCCCCCUUAAGAGAAGAGACUAGUGAAAAUUCAACUCAUCUAAAUUCUUGUUGUUUAUGGGUGAUUUUUUUGACAAAAAUCAACGUAGACGUUGAUAGACUUAAGAGAUUUUUAAAAAAAAUUGUUUGUUUUAUUUUAUUUUUUAAUUUAUAAUGUGUAGUUUUUAUAAAGAAUAUUGAUCGUUAAAUAAAUAUUACACAGUAUUUUAUGAUAGUAUCUUUAAUCUUUAUUUUACAAACUUUCGAUGUGAACUAACUGGAAAAUUAUUGAUAAUUUAAAUAAAGAGAGUAG
Molecule: messenger RNA, 3073 nt
Organism: Leptopilina heterotoma
Lineage: Eukaryota; Metazoa; Arthropoda; Insecta; Hymenoptera; Figitidae
Gene: BBS1
Product: Bardet-Biedl syndrome 1 protein homolog
Exons: 7
Coding region: 134-1870 (578 amino acids)
Biological process (GO): protein localization to cilium; non-motile cilium assembly
Cellular component (GO): axoneme; BBSome; centrosome
Molecular function (GO): smoothened binding; patched binding
Source: RefSeq, a predicted model, not a curated record